Messenger RNA from Aedes albopictus (Asian tiger mosquito), 3870 nucleotides. RefSeq lists its product as uncharacterized. The record is from RefSeq and is a predicted model, not a curated record. Gene Ontology annotation, biological process: DNA integration; proteolysis. Gene Ontology annotation, molecular function: zinc ion binding; aspartic-type endopeptidase activity; nucleic acid binding. NCBI's taxonomy places the organism in Eukaryota, Metazoa, Arthropoda, Insecta, Diptera, Culicidae. Bases 1 to 3870 code for a protein of 1289 amino acids. The transcript has a single exon.
AUGGAAGGUUACGGUUCGCCAAGAUUUGCCCUGGGAGAUCAAUGGGAGAUGUACCAGGAACGUUUGGAGCAGUACUUCGUUGCGGUUGAUUUGGAAGAGGAGCGUAAAUCCGCUGUACUCCUAACAUCGAUUUCGCUUGAGGUAUACCAGACGGUGAAGAAUAUUUGUUACCCUGCCAAACCAAACACCAAGACGUACGACGAGCUGUGUGGAUUGCUGAAAGGAAGAUUUUGUGCGACGGUUGUUACUUAUCGGGAGAGAGCUUUGUUCUACCGGGCGCGGCAAGAACCAGACGAGAGCGUUUUGGAAUGGCAUGUGCGGUUGAAGAGGCUGUCGCUGAACUGUGAAUUCGGCGAACAUUUGGAUCACGCUUUGAAGGACAUUUUUGUCACGGGACUUCGACCUGGACCGAUUUUUGAAAGAUUGUGCGAAGAGGAUGACGCGGUUUCGUUGGAGGAUUUGCUCAAAAUAGCGUCGAAACGUGAAGCUACAUUGAAGAAUCGAGCGGUCCUGGAGGUGAACAAGAUCGUUGAGAAGAAACCCAAUUACGUUCCGAAAUCAUUCAAGAAAACUGGAUCUGCUACGUGUUACGCCUGCGGUAAAGCCAAUCAUGAUUUCCGCAGCUGCCAGUAUCGAAGUUAUGUCUGCAAGAUCUGCAAAGAAAAGGGACAUAUUGCCGUGGUCUGUCCAAGGAAGACGAAGGAAAACCUCGGACGGAAGGAUAAAACCGUGAACCAUUUGGAGAUCAACAACAUGGCGUACAGUGACCCUUAUUGUGUGAGUAUUAGCGUGAAUGGAAGGAACACGAAGUUUGAGGUGGACACUGGAUCACCAAUUACCGUUAUCUCGGAGGAAUUUUAUGAGUCGCAGUUCGGAGAAUUUCCCCUACGCCCGUUCCAAGGAAAGCUGGUAUUCUAUACUGGCGGCGAAGCUACACCAAGAGGAGCAUUCGAUGCAGUAUUGAAGUAUCAAGGCGUACAAGCGGUUGGUCAAGUUGUGGUGGUUGAAGGUGGAAGGAACCCUCUGAUCGGAAGAGAUUUCAUUGGCGACUUGCUGAAAAUCAAAUUUAACAAAAUCGAUGCUGAACAAACGGAGAAUUUGGAAGAGCGGCUGAAACCAGUGCUGAACCGUUACGAAGACUUGUUUGACGAUUCUUUGGGCUGCUACAAGUAUUCGAAAGUUAGUCUGCAGCUAAAGCCAGAUGCCGUUCCGAAGUUUGUGAAGCCAAGGAAAAUUCCGAUUUCGUUCCAACCAAAAGUUGAAGAAGAACUGGAAAAGCUCGAGAAAACCGGUAUCAUUUCGAAAGCUGAGAAUGCUGAUUGGGGAACGCCAUUGGUUCCGGUAUUGAAGAAGGACAAUUCGAUCCGGUUGUGUGCUGAUUACCGUGUAACAGUGAAUCCGUUUCUGGAAGACAAACGUUACCCUAUGCCUGUGGCCGAAGACAUUUUUGCCAAACUCAACGGAGGAAAGUUCUUUUCGAAACUCGACCUGAAAUCAGCAUACAAUCAACUUUUGCUUGACGAAGAAUCGAAGAAGAUGUUGGCUUGGAGCACGCAUAAAGGAAUCUACUAUGUGAACAGAUUGCCGUUUGGAACAAAACCUGCUUGUGCUAUUUUUCAAGAGAUCCUGGAGAGGCUAUUGCAAGAUUGCCCUGGAUGUGUCAACUUUCUGGAUGAUGUGCUGGUGACCGGAGCAACUAUCGAGGAACACCUGAACAAUCUGUCGAGAGUAUUAGAGAAGCUUUGGGAUGCUGGAUUCCGGCUCAACAAAGGUAAAUGUGAAUUUUUCAAGCAACGACUCCAAUUUUUGGGACACAUCGUGGAUGGAGACGGUCUUCACAAAGAUCCGGAGAAAGUUCGAGCGAUUAUGGAUGUGGCGAGACCAGCAAACGUGAAACUACUACGAGAAUUUCUUGGAAUGGUUACGUACUACUCGAAGUUCAUUCCGAACGUAUCAGCUACACUUAGUCCAUUGUACCGGCUGUUGAAGAAGGAUGUGAACUAUGAAUGGACUUCCGACUGCGAGGCUGCGUUCCAGGAUAUCAAGCUGAAGAUUUGCUCGGACAACGUGUUGAUUCCAUACAAUCCUGAUUGGCCGGUAGUAUUAGUUACGGAUGCUUCUGGCAAAGGCAUUGGUGCUGCGCUAUUUCAAGUGUGUCCAGAUGGAAAUCAAAGACCAGUGACUUUUAUUUCAAGAGUACUGAAAAACCACGAGAAGGAAUACUCUCCGCUGGAUAUGGAAGCUUUGGCUGUGUAUUACGCUGUUCGAAGGUUGAGCGGUUAUCUACUUGGACGAAAUUUUACGAUUUGGACCGAUCAUCAACCGUUAGUAUCACUUUUUGGACGAAAAGGCAUUCCGGAUAUGGUGUUCGGCAAGCUGCAGCGCUGGGCAGUGUUCCUGGCCAAUUAUGAUUACGAGAUCAAAUACAUUAAAGGAGUCAGCAACAAGGUGGCCGAUUUUCUAUCAAGAUCUCCGGUAUUGUGCUGUGAGGACGACGAUAUUAACGAUGAAGAAGCGAUGUACCUGCAGUUCAUAGAAUUUGAAACAAGAUCUUUGGUAGAACGGAAGCAGUUAAUUGUUGAAACUCGACGAGAUCCUGACCUGAGUCGUGUUGUGAACUACGUCAAGACUGGAUGGCCAACCAAUGUUCAAGACCCAGAGUUGAAGAAGUUCUUCGUCCGCAGAACAGAGCUAAUCGUGGAAGAGGAAGUACUGAUGUGGGGUUACCGUAUCGUGGCACCUGCGAAACUUCGGACGUUCCUGCUUCAAGAAUUGCACUCAACGCAUAUGGGGAUCGUCAAAAUGAAGUCGUUGGCGAGGAAUUAUUUCUGGUGGCCUAGCAUCGACAAGGAUAUUGAAGACUUGGGUAAGCGAUGUGAACAAUGUAUCCAGUUCCGGCCUGAAUCGGGGAAUGUGCCGAUUUCUCCAUGGAAGCUAUGUUCCCGGCCAUUCGAGCGAGUUCACAUAGAUCAUCUGUUUUUGAAGAAUAAGAACUUCCUGAUCAUAACGGAUAGCUACUCCAAAUGGGUGGAAGUUUAUUUGGUGAGUUCGUUGACGACUAAAGAGACCAUUGAGAAGCUGGAAGAUUGUUUUGGACGAUUCGGAAAUUGCGAUGUUCUGGUGUCGGAUAAUGGAAGAUCGUUUACUGCGGCCGAAUUUCAAGAAUUUUGCAAGGAGAAAGGAAUACGACAUCUGACUUCAGCACCUUACAGUCCCUGUUCAAAUGGUGCGGCUGAAAAUGCGGUGAAGACUUUCAAGUAUGCUUUGAAAAAGAUGCUAACUGAUAGUAAUAGUCGUGGUAAGUCACUUUCUUCAAUGAUGAACCAUUAUCUUCAAAUGUAUCGAGCGACGCCGCAUUGUACAACGAACGAGACCCCAUUCAAACUAAUGUUUGGACGUGAAAUGAGGACUAGAUUUGAUACCUUGCGAAAGGACAACGUUGUGAAACAUGCUGUGAAGACAUGGAAGCAUAACGAAAACAAGAAAGAUACCUGUUUUGCUGUUGGCGAAUCGGUUUAUGCGAGGGACUAUCGAGAUCCUGACAGACAGCGAUGGAUUAAAGCGACGAUUUCAAGAAGGAAAAGCCAAAAUAUUUACGAGUGUGCUGCUGCUGAGCUGGGUACGAUUACACGAAGAACCCAUCAACUGCUGAAAUACGAUUAUGACGAUUAUGAGGACGAUAACAGCGGGGGAAGAGAUCCGGUUGCAGAUGAUGAUCAUGAGCCUAUUCCGGACGAUGAAUAUCAAUCGGCAGAAGAUGAUGCAUUCGAUGAUUCCGUUCCAGUUCAACAACAACGCGGCUACUAUCGUGAUGAUGGAAUAUACGUUUCAAGAAGCAACCGAAUGGUUCGCGCUCCAGACCGGUUCUAG